AUGCCUUACGGAAAUCCAGUUGGAGUAUAUGUGUACAAUUGUGUUGCGGAAGAAAGAGUACCGAUUAUUUUAAAUGACCCUAAAAUAGCUACCUGGUAUUCUUGUGGUCCAACAGUAUAUGAUAGUGCUCAUAUUGGACACGCCUGUUGCUAUGUCAAACUUGAUAUUAUACAAAGAAUUCUCAAAAAUGUUUUUAAUAUGAAGCUUGUAACUGCUAUGGGGAUAACAGACAUUGAUGAUAAGAUAAUAAAGAAGGCCAAAGAAACAAAAACAGAUUACCGAACAGUUGCAAAGGCAUUUGAACAGGAAUUUUGGAUAGAUAUGGCAAAUUUAAAUAUAGAGAAACCUAUGAUAAUAUCACGUGUAUCUGAUAAUAUGAGUGCUGUAGAAAAAUUUAUACAGGGUUUAUUAGAUUCAGAUUUGGUCUAUGUAACUCAUGAUGGUUCAGUCUAUUUUGACACAAGCAAGUUUUCAAUAUAUGGUAAAUUACAACAAAUCCAAGAUAGUGGAGAACCCAGUGAUCAGGUUAAAAAAAAUAAGAUGGAUUUUGCUGUUUGGAAAGGGUACAAGCCUGAUGAACCCAGCUGGCAAACAACUUGGGGUGAAGGAAGACCCGGUUGGCAUAUUGAAUGCUCUGCAAUGGUCAGCAAAAUAUUUGGUUCUCAAUUGGACUUCCAUGCAGGGGGAAUUGACUUAAAAUUCCCUCAUCAUGAAAAUGAGGAAGCACAAUCAUGCGCAUUCCAUGGAACCAAGCAGUGGGCCAAUUAUUGGAUUCAUGUUGGUCAUUUAAAUUUUAAAGAGACAAAAAUGUCAAAGUCAUUACAAAAUACAAUAUCUAUAUCAAAGUUAUUGGAGAUGUACAGUGCUGACACAUUUAGAAUGGCCUGUCUUCUAUCAAAUUAUAGGCAUCCUAUGGAAUACAGUGAACAGAUGAUGAGCAUGGGACAAGAAAUAAUCAAUAAGUUUAAAUAUUUCCUUCAAGAUGUCCAUAUAUAUGUUAAUAAUAGUACCAUAGACAAAAGCACAUAUAAUUACAAAUUGCUCAGUAGUCUACAAAAUGUUCAAGAGCAGAACUUAGAAGCCCUUAAAAAUGAUUUUGAUACAGCUUCUUGUAUUAAUUCAAUGCUUAAUUUAAUUAGUAAUGCACAUACUAUAAUGAAAUUAGAUACUAAUAACUUUUACCCAGUGUCUGUGGUUCUUAUUGCUGACUAUGUAGUGGAUAUGUUAACAAAAUUUGGCUGUAAAUUGAAAGAUUCAACAGAACAAGCUAUUUCCGACUCUGUAAUUGAUACUUUAAUAGAAUUCAGACAUACAGUGAGAUCUAAUGCCUUGAAAACUAAAGACAAAGAACUACUGGCUGCAUGUGAUGUGGUUAGAGACAAAAUGAAAUCAAUGAAAGUGCAAAUCAAUGAUAGCAAAACAUCCUCAUGGGUUCGUGUUAAAUAG
Molecule: messenger RNA, 1446 nt
Organism: Leptosia nina
Lineage: Eukaryota; Metazoa; Arthropoda; Insecta; Lepidoptera; Pieridae
Source: the annotation of a GenBank genome assembly